Ilex paraguariensis (yerba mate) is the source of this 276-nucleotide messenger RNA. The record is from the annotation of a GenBank genome assembly. Lineage: Eukaryota; Viridiplantae; Streptophyta; Magnoliopsida; Aquifoliales; Aquifoliaceae.
AUGGCGUCGAAACGUAUCUUGAAGGAGCUCAAGGAUUUACAGAAGGACCCUCCUACAUCGUGCAGUGCCGGUCCUGUUGCUGAGGAUAUGUUCCAUUGGCAAGCAACAAUCAUGGGGCCUGCGGAUAGCCCUUACACAGGAGGAGUAUUUCUAGUUUCCAUUCAUUUUCCUCCUGAUUAUCCUUUUAAGCCUCCUAAGGACUACAUCAAUGCCAUAAUGGGGAUGCAUGUGAUAUCUAACAGUGCUGGACAUAGAAGGUUGAGUGGAAGGGGGUAG